Pseudozyma hubeiensis SY62 is the source of this 405-nucleotide messenger RNA. RefSeq lists its product as hypothetical. Lineage: Eukaryota; Fungi; Basidiomycota; Ustilaginomycetes; Ustilaginales; Ustilaginaceae. Bases 1 to 405 code for a protein of 134 amino acids. The record is from RefSeq and is a predicted model, not a curated record. The transcript is spliced from 2 exons.
AUGAUGUGCUCUCGCCAAUGCUCGUCUUCAAGCGCACCGGACUCAAGUGAGAAAGCGGUUGUUUCUCGCUACCGCUGCAACGCGGCCUCGUGGCAUCGAUCAGUGUCUGGCACCGGCGACCGUAUCAGUUUCGCGCGUUCCUGGAUCGCCGUGUCUUCCAUCUGUGGCCCCAAACAGAUCGCAUCUUCUCGUCAUAACGUUGUGCCAUUCUGCCUUGCAUCUAAAAGCCGCACCGGCCGCAGAGAAGAUUCAGUCUGUGGCCGCGCCUGGAACCCAGAAUCGAGAACCAGACCAGGUUCAGACUCUCGUAGAGCUCUACCAACGCCUGCCUAUCGAUCCAAGGCUCAGCUCGAUGGCCGGAACUUCCUCAGUCGAUGUCCCAUCGAAACCCUGAUCAUGUUGUAG